UUUUUUUUUUCUUUUUCUUUUUUGGCUAAUAAACUGCUGGGGGCAUUUCACUCUUUAACACACAGCCUUCUUUGAUGUGUCCCCAAGAUUCAAAAAAAUCAUUCGCAACUUUGCCAGAGUCUCUAUAGGUCCUUUUUUAACUGGACUUUUCCCGACUGCUUUUCUAUCUGUGCGUUUGAGAUUGGUCAAGAGAUUUGUGUCACAGUUCUCGUGGCUUGACAGCAAGGUAUGUCCGAGGAGAAAAGUACGGAAUAUGUAGCCUUUUCCCAAGCUGUAUCCUUGGAGCUAUGAAGAUUGUUCAAAGAAUUGCGUGAUUUAUUAUUAUAAACAAUCAUGCCUCUGCCUAAAAUAGCAUCAAGUGGAAAUUAAAGCAAAUUCCACUUUGGGAUACCAACAAUACAGUAGACACACAUUUUUCUCAUUUUGGUGGGUCGAAAUUGUGAGAAAUUAAUGCUAUGUUAAGCAAAUGAUUUACAUGGCAUAAAGGGUUUUCAUCUUACUGGUAUUGGAAGAUUUUCUGAUUUUUGAACUAUGUUCUUGAUGAAAAAACAUAUCUUCGGCAAAUAGUCGUGUAACAUUUCUUAUGGCAUCAAUUCGAAGAACAUUAUCUCCUGUCCCUCGACCCAUCCCCUUAAUAAACGGCGAAGCUUGUCAAGUUGCUUCCCCUCUCUCCAAAUCCUCUUCAAAUAGUCAAAACUACCCUUCUCAUGGCAGCCUUUUCUCUUCCUAUGCAUUGUACAAAGCCCAAACCUUUGUUCUCGGGCUUUGCUCACAACGAAAUUCUCGGCCCUUCGAUCGCUCGAAGCUAAAGGGACAGAUUUGGCAGAGGGCCUUUCUACAUUUCUCGAUGUGCUUUCUUGUUGGUACCUUUCUUGGGCUUACCCCAUUUUUCCCUAUGAAUAUGUCAUCAAAUGUUGUCAUGCCUAAGCACCCAGAUUUGUACUUCGAUUUGCCACGAGCUGCUGUGAAAAACGGGUUUUACGGCGGGCAGAAAGCGAGUUUAUCAGCAGGCGACAAGAUUUCUUCAGCAGAACAAGAAGAAGCGAAUUUAGAACAUAAUAAUGGUGAAUUCGGGCUUGGUGAUUUGCAUAAUUUUUCGGGCCGGGCUUCUGAUGUGACUUAUAACAAGCUUCUGAUAACUGUGACACCAACGCAUGCGGGCCCACUUCAGGCCUACCAUUUGAAUCGUCUUGCUCACACGCUAAAACUUGUCCCAAAUCCUCUUUUGUGGAUUGUGGUUGAGAUGGAUGAACAGUCUGUGGAAGUAGCUGAGUUGUUGAGGGAUAUGGGUGUUAUGUACCGGCAUUUAAUAUGUGUUAGUAAGAACUCGACGGGGAUAGUUGACACGAGUGUUCUUUUGAGGAAUGUGGCUCUCUCACACAUCGAAAAACAUCGUCUUGAUGGGAUUGUUUACUUUGCAGAUGAGGAUAAGAUAUACUCGAGUGAGAUUUUUGAGGAAAUGAGAAAAAUCAGUCGGUUUGGGACAUGGACUGUGGCCCAAUUGGAUGAAACCAAAGGCAGGAUUUUCUUGGAUGGUCCAAUUUGUAGCAGGUCUCAAGUGAUAGGAUGGCACGUAGGUGGCAUGGCAAAAAGAUCUAGAAGAUUCCAUGCUGACAUGGCAGGUUUUGCUUUUAACAGCACUAUUAUUUGGGAUCCAAAGAGGUGGCACCGGCCCACGAUUGAAUCCAUUAGGCUGCUCGAGACAGUUAGAGAAGAUUUGCAAGCAACUUCUUUCGUAGAGCAAAUUGUGGAGGACGAAAGCCAAAUGGAAUGUUUUUCGACAAACACUGCAGGAAUCAUGGUGUGGGAUCAUUCCAUGGGCCCACAUUCGUUUCGUGAUAACUGGUUUACAACUGAUAGUUGGGGCAAUGUUACUCCACUUGAGUGAAACCGGACUAAGGUGACCUUGUACUGUUUUAGAGCCAGUCUUCACUCAUGUUGUUUGUGUAUGCUUAAUUCAGGGAAUUGAGAUUGAUAUUUUUUUCAGUCUAUAUUUUUGUUUUCAUUCUAUUUUGUAAUUGUAUUUUUGCAGGGGAGUUUGGGUAUUCUCUGGUGCUCCUUGCAGUCUGUAGCUAAUGGACUUGUUUUUUGCAGCAAAUCUUUUUAGUCCAUUCGUUUCCUUUUUUUUUUUUUUUUGU
This is a messenger RNA of Striga asiatica, 2138 nucleotides long. Lineage: Eukaryota; Viridiplantae; Streptophyta; Magnoliopsida; Lamiales; Orobanchaceae. The record is from the annotation of a GenBank genome assembly.